Messenger RNA from Eruca vesicaria subsp. sativa (arugula), 812 nucleotides. NCBI's taxonomy places the organism in Eukaryota, Viridiplantae, Streptophyta, Magnoliopsida, Brassicales, Brassicaceae. The record is from the annotation of a GenBank genome assembly.
AAUCUCUACAAGAAAGAAGAAUCAUAUCACAAAAGAUGACUAGCCUUCGCCAUCAUAUUGUCACAUCUUCCAUCUUUUUCCUUAUCUUUGUCUCGUCAUUCUUUUUGUUUGGUACGCAUAGUUUUGCUACUAGAGUAGGUCACUCUCUGAUGGAAGAAGAGAUCACCAAGAUUCCACAAUAUAAAAAGCUUGAGGUGCCGGAGAUUCCAGACGAGCCUGAGUUGCCGUUGCCCGAGGAGCCGGAGAUUCCAGAAGAGCCUGAGGUUCCUGAGGAGCCAGAAGAGCCUGAGGUUCCCGAGGAGCCAGAAGAGCCUGAGGUUCCCGAAGAGCCAGAAGAGCCUACAUUUGAAUUUCCAUCAUGGAUCCCAAGCUUUCCUUUUCCCGGGGCUGGAGGAGGUUCUCCGGAGACUGAAAAGACAAAAUCUUCUUCAACGGCUGAAGAGUUUAAUGUGAAGAGCACGAGUGUUUCUAAGGAAACUUCAAGUGGUUCGAACAAGAAUCCAUAGAUAAAUGGCCAAGAACGUUAAAAGAACAUCUGUAUUGUGAAUACUCUUGCAUGAUAUAUUACUGCUAAUAUAAAGUAUAAAUGUAAUAAUAGUUUGGCUUGUGUUAUUAAAGUCAAGAAAGAUCUUCUAUAGAAUCCAUAGUGGGCAUCAUUAACUCCGGUUUCUUAGUCGGGUUCUUAACUCAUGAUUUGAAUUUUUUUUUUACAUUUUUUGGCUAAGAAACGGAUCUUAUAUAUUUUAUUUAAGAGACGGUUUUUAGUUUUUCUUAGUUAAAAUCUAAAAAAAAUAAGAACUGUAUCUUAACCG